AUGGCUGCUUCUAUUACUAAUUAUUUGCUUGAAUGGGGUUUGGAUACUGUUUUUAGUAUUACAGUUGAUAAUGUUAGUUUCAAUGAUGUUACACUGAUAGAAAUGUCUAAACAAUUAAGUAACUGGGGAACUAACAUAAUGGAGGGUCAACAUCUUCAUGUGAGGUGUAUGGCACAUAUUCUUAAUCUUAUUGUGCAAGAUGGGUUGAAGGAAAUUGAUAAGUUUGUCAAGCGAGUGAGACAAGCUGUGAAGUAUGUUAAACAAUUUGCCGCGCGAGUUAAAAAGUUCAAAGAAUGUUGUGAAUCUCAAUUGAUAACUUGUAAUAAAUCUUUAUGUUUAGAUGUUUCUACUCGAUGGAACUCUACAUACUUGAUGCUUGAAACAACACAACAUUUUGAGCUUGCAUUUGAAAGAUAUAGUUUCUAUGAUAAUGGUUUCUUGGAUUAUCUCCGUACCUCUCCUUGUGAAGAUGGAAGUAAGGCAAGCGCCUUUGUAAGUGAGGACUGGGAAAAUGUGAGGACAAUGGUAAAAUUUUUAAAAACUUUUUAUGAUCUUACUUUGAAAGUUUCUGGUUCAAACUAUGUUACUACAAAUGUACACUUUGUGAAAAUUGCUGAGCUUGAUCUGAUUUUGAAAGACAUGAUAGAAAAUCAAGAUUCUAAUUUGAAAAAAGUGGCAUCAAAUAUGAGGAAAAAGUUUAGAAAGUAUUGGGGUACUCCAGAGAAAAUGAACAAAAUGAUCUUUAUUUCAUCUGUGUUGGAUCCCCGCAACAAACUUGAAUAUGUUCCUUUUGUAAUUGUGGACAUGUUUGGAAAAGAAAUUGGGGACAAGUUGUCCGAUUCAGUGGAGUCAUACAUGAAAGCCUUGUUUGAGCAUUAUGUUAAGAAAUAA
Messenger RNA from Capsicum annuum, 891 nucleotides. RefSeq names its product zinc finger BED domain-containing protein RICESLEEPER 2-like. Bases 1 to 891 code for a protein of 296 amino acids. The record is from RefSeq and is a predicted model, not a curated record. Gene Ontology annotation, molecular function: DNA binding. The transcript has a single exon. Lineage: Eukaryota; Viridiplantae; Streptophyta; Magnoliopsida; Solanales; Solanaceae.